Messenger RNA from Eimeria acervulina, 825 nucleotides. RefSeq lists its product as hypothetical. The coding region runs from base 1 to 825 and encodes 274 amino acids. The record is from RefSeq and is a predicted model, not a curated record. Lineage: Eukaryota; Apicomplexa; Conoidasida; Eucoccidiorida; Eimeriidae. The transcript has a single exon.
AUGACAGAGGACAAUCGUAAGGAGACCCUUCUCUCGGCGGAUCCAGACUGCCAGAUAUCUCUGCAUGAGUCAUCUGGCCUCGCGUUGAGUUGCUGCAACAUGUCGCAGCCAUGCACUUCGCCGUCAGACACUGACGGCGUGCAACAGCAGCAGGCCUCACGGCAAGGGUAUAGACAGCUUUUUUUCGACUGUAAGUUGCAUUUGGUGCUUCAGCAACUUCUCAGCAAGAACAAAGCUGGGAGGCCCUCUAAAAGUGCGAAUCCUGCAUCAGAUGGGGCCCUACUUGAGACGCAAAGUGACCCAGAAGCAGAACUCUCUGACACCGAAGUAGCUCGCCUGAUGCGGCAACACCUGAAUAUUCUAAUAUCCAGUCAAAAUGCAACGAAAGCUGAAGUUGUGAAGGCAGCCAAGAUCCUGGAGCAGCGCUUUCUGCAGCCGGAAAUUACCGCGGCACAUUCUACAAAGACAGAAGAACAGACGUCAACAGCUACUCCAUCUGACUGGGAUUUGCGGCCCCCUGCUUCAGCUGAUCACGGGGAAAGAGCAUCACUGAAGGCCUCACAAGCUAUUAGGGAAAAAAAAGGAAACUGCCCAACCCACAGGCCUGCCUGUACACCGGAGAGCCCAGCCAGCGACACAGAGCACAACAUCACAGGGCUGCGCCUCUCACAGACCCAAGACGCGCAAAUGGGAUGUCAUUUUUCCGCUUCUGAAGGGCUGGCAGAGAGUACAAGGUUCAGCGCUCCUCAGGGUGAAGAGCAUUCCGCCGAUAUGGGUGAGGAACCCAGAAAGAAGCUUUGCCGGGGGGUGUUUCGUAGCGCUUAG